This is a messenger RNA of Pelodiscus sinensis (Chinese soft-shelled turtle), 2351 nucleotides long. The record is from RefSeq and is a predicted model, not a curated record. Lineage: Eukaryota; Metazoa; Chordata; Testudines; Trionychidae.
GAAAUGUGUGAAAAGAUGCAGCAGCAGAAGUCUGGAAAGCUGACGGCGAGGGAGCGCAUUCUUCUGUUGCUGGACCCUGGCAGUUUUGUUGAGUAUGACAUGUUCGUGGAGCACAGGUGCGCAGACUUUGGGAUGGAGUCUGAUCAGAAUAAGUAUCCUGGAGACAGUGUGGUAACUGGCCAAGGCUGUAUUAAUGGGAGACUGGCUUAUGUCUUCAGUCAGGAUUUUACUGUAUUUGGAGGGAGUUUGUCUGGUGCCCAUGCCCAAAAGAUCUGCAAGAUCAUGGAUCAGGCUGUCAUGGUUGGGGCUCCUGUAAUUGGGCUGAAUGACUCUGGAGGAGCCCGUAUCCAGGAAGGAGUAGAGUCUUUGGCUGGCUAUGCUGAUAUCUUCUUGAGAAAUGUUUUGAGCUCAGGAGUAGUCCCACAGAUCUCUCUUAUCAUGGGUCCUUGUGCUGGUGGAGCAGUCUACUCACCUGCUUUAACAGAUUUUACAUUCAUGGUGAAGGACACAUCCUAUCUGUUCAUCACCGGCCCUGAUGUAGUCAAGUCAGUCACCAAUGAAGAUGUUACUCAGGAACAGCUUGGGGGAGCAAAGACACACACUUCAGUAUCCGGGGUCGCACACAGAGCUUUUGAGAAUGAUGUAGAUGCUCUGCUCAAUCUCAGGGAGUUUUUUAAUUACCUACCUCUCAGUAAUCGUGAUCCAGCCCCAGUUCGCAAAUGCCAUGAUCCUAGUAACCGCUUGGUUCCUGAGCUGGACACAAUUGUCCCAAUGGAGUCUACUAAAGCCUAUGAUAUGGUGGACAUUGUACAUUCGAUUGUUGAUGAGAGGGAAUUCUUUGAGAUCAUGCCCUCUUAUGCCAGGAACAUCGUUGUUGGAUUUGCAAGGAUGAAUGGAAGAACUGUUGGAAUAGUGGGUAAUCAACCCAAAGUGGCAUCAGGGUGUUUGGACAUAAAUUCUUCUGUGAAGGGAGCCCGCUUUGUUCGAUUCUGUGAUGCUUUCAACAUUCCUCUGAUCACUUUUGUGGAUGUUCCUGGAUUUCUGCCAGGCACAGCUCAGGAGUAUGGUGGAAUCAUACGUCAUGGUGCAAAACUACUGUUUGCCUUUGCAGAAGCAACUGUGCCCAAAAUUACUAUUAUCACCAGAAAGGCUUAUGGGGGUGCGUAUGAUGUGAUGAGUUCGAAGCAUUUACGAGGAGAUGUUAAUUAUGCGUGGCCUACAGCAGAGGUUGCAGUAAUGGGUGCAAAGGGUGCUGUCCAGAUCAUUUUCAGAGGAAAAGAGACAGAUGCCGAGGCAGAAUAUGUGAAUAAGUUUGCAAAUCCCUUUCCUGCAGCUGUGAGAGGAUUUGUUGAUGAUAUCAUUGAACCUUCUACUACUCGAAUCCGCAUUUGCCGUGAUCUGGAAGUUCUGGCAAGCAAAACACUAUCCAAUCCCUGGAAGAAGCAUGCAAACAUUCCACUGUGAAUAUUAAGGAGAAUUAACUGCAACAUGAAGCCACUUUUGAGACAUGGGGAAGGUGCUUGGAAUACGUAUAUUAUUUGCUUAAGUACUAUGUAGCAAUACAUUUGACAGAAUUGUUUUAUCUGGUAUUACAUCAUUACUUAUAAUGAUCAGAUUCUUUAGUCAGACAACAGUCCUGAAAUUGCUUUCCCCUUUGAAAUUGUGAGUCCAAAUGAAGCCAAAGACCCCAGAGUCUGAUCUUCUGGCAUGGAGACAGAGAAGGAAUAUUCCAUGGCUUUCUGUUGGCUUUCCUUUGUUAUUUAGCACAGACAGAAAGGGCUCCAAUAGAGAAUUAUGCCUUUGGAUCCAGUCAGAUCUUGGUAUCAGUGGAAUUUGGGAAGGAUGCAUCAUGUAUGGCUCCUGGCUUGUUGGUUCUGUCCCUGCAUUUCAGCAACCAUCAGAUUUGUUAGGCCAAACUCCUAGGAUAAUCACUCUAAUGGUGCUGAUGGUAGGGUUCUUGAAGCACUGGAAAUCAUCCUGAAUGCAGAGUCCUGAGGAAUUUGUUCUUGGGAUCCAUGGUUUCCUUUCCUCUGUUGUUUUCUCCAGAGCUGUUGACUUUACACUCCCACUGAAGCAACACUCUUUAAGUGAGAUCACAUUCUCACAGGUGGGUGUAAUAACACUUGGCUAGAAACUUAAUUGUUUGUUUAAUUAAAGUUGGAUCUAAUGAAAGGUGUAAAAUGUGCUAAUGUAUCCUGAUAUUGCUUGAUCCAUUGUUACUUUUAUCACACCUUCCCACUGCUGUUUGUGACAAGAGGCUGACAGAAGGGAAAUUAAUAUACAACAGUGGAAAUUGGUAAUGGCUAAUUGAAAAUAAACAAGAUAUGCAAAUUACUGCACUGGAAAAUGCA